AUGGAUCCUAAAAUCUAUGAAGCGGCGGCGAAAGGCAACUUGGAGGCCUUACAACAAUAUGAUAUCUCCCAUCCACUUGAUGAAUUUUUUACCGUUAAUAAAAAUACGAUCGUACAUAUUUGCAUUUCAAGUAUCCUCGUUGAAGAAGAGCCUCUCGCUACUGGAGGAACCGACUCAGCCUCAGCGGCAAACUUUGUGAAAGAUGUAUUGGACAAGUGUCCGACACUUUUAUUGAAAGCCAACGCGGAUAACGAUACUCCGUUACAUGUGGCGGCAAGGUAUGGGCAUGCUUCCAUCGUCACAGUCCUGAUUGAACAUCAAAAAUUCCAAUGUCAAGAUCUCGAAAGUGGAGUCGAAGCUACUAAGGAAAUGAUUGGGAAGCUGAACAAAGAGAGAGAUACGGCCUUACAUGAGGCUAUACGUCACAAUCACAUUGAAGUGGUAAAACAGUUACUAAUGGAGGUAGAUUCAGAAUUUUCGUUUGAUGCUAAUGUUGGUGGUAGUGAGAACCCACUUUACUUGGCUGCCGAGAGAGGCUUUCCAGAUUUGGUGUCAGAAAUUUUAAACAAAUUCGAGUAUCCAGCUUACGAUGGCCCCUUGGGUAGAACGGCUUUGCAUGCUGCAGCAUUUUGGGGUGAUGAAGGAAUGACCAAAAACAUUUUGGAAAGAUACGGAGGUGAUCUAUGUAAACAAGCAGACCAAAAUGGUUGGACUCCGCUUCACAUGGCUGCAUACUUGGGUUGCAUUGAGCCAACAAAACUAUUGCUGCAAUAUGGUAGAGAGGUAGCAUAUAUGAAAGAUGCAGAGGGUAGGACAGCUCUUCACAUUGCAGCUCAUUGCAACCAAAAAGAAGUAACAAAAGAGAUUAUAUCAAUGUGUCCGGAUUGUUGCGAAGUGGUUGACAAUAAAGGCCGCAAUGCACUCCAUCUCGCCGUGCAUCUCACCAAGUACAAGUCGCCGCCAAUUGCAGCGCUAAUCAUCCAAGAUAAAUCGUCUCUCCGGAAUCUUUUGAAUCAGAAGGACAACGACGGGAAUACACCUCUCCAUCACUAUUGCAAUUAUUUUAAUUUGUACGACGAGCGUCUCCUGAAUUCUCCAAGAGUUGACAAAAUGGUCUUCAACAAAAAGAACGAGAAUGCUCAUCAAAUCUAUACUAGUAAAAGCCUACAACUUUAUGAGAAAAAUAAAGAAUACUCACGAUUCAGUCCAAUAAAUAUUUUACAGAAGGAGCAGAGCCUUUUUGAAGCAAAAAAUAAUAGUUUCUAUUUCAAUGGACGAUUAUUAAAAGUCGGGUAUGAUGAAAUUGAGAAGAGGAAGACGGAGCAGGAGGCCGAUGUGGAGGAGUGGGAGAAGUGGGAGAAACAGAAGGAUGAGGAGGAGGGUAACGCGGCUCGAGCUCAAUUGGUAGUUGCUGCACUCAUUACAACCGUGACCUUUGCAGCAGGCAUUAACAUGCCAAGGGGUUUCAUUGGUGGAGAUGAUCAUCCACAUCCAGGCUCUGCAAUUUUUAAAAGUGCUGCUUUCAAAGCAUUCAUCAUUACAGACGCCCUAUCGUUGAUGCUAUCUAGUUCUGCUAUCUUUCUCCACCUAUUUAUUCCGUUUAUCCCAUCUGCUAAAUCCAUGCCCAAGGAGCGCACACGUUUUCUUAAAAUAGCCUUAGGGUUCCUUCUUUCCUCCAUGGUACCAAUGGUUUUGGCAUUUGUUACAUGUACAUAUGCUUUGUUGGAGCAUUCAAAUAUUGCCAUUUCCACUUGUAUUAUUUGCUUAUCCUUCUUUCCCAUCCUUGUUUAUAUAUUUAAAGAAAUGCGGUGGUACGUGCCUAAUUAA
Messenger RNA from Juglans regia (Persian walnut), 1827 nucleotides. RefSeq names its product protein ACCELERATED CELL DEATH 6-like. Bases 1 to 1827 code for a protein of 608 amino acids. The record is from RefSeq and is a predicted model, not a curated record. The transcript is spliced from 3 exons. Gene Ontology annotation, molecular function: protein phosphatase regulator activity; protein phosphatase 1 binding. Lineage: Eukaryota; Viridiplantae; Streptophyta; Magnoliopsida; Fagales; Juglandaceae. Gene Ontology annotation, cellular component: plasma membrane.